AUGCUGCAGCGUAUCGCGUGGCUGCGUGCAGUGGUAGCAGACUUGGGGUGUCUCCGUCGCCUUGCGGAGACACUUGGUGUCUCUGACGAGGAGACAGGUGAAGGAGCAGCAGCAGCAGCUGCUGCUGCUGCUGCUGCUGCUGCUCCUGCUGCUCCUGCUGCUGCUGCUGCUGCUUCUGGCGGCUCGCUUGGCUUUGCUUGCAUGCAUGCAGCCUUUAAACGCAUGCUAGAGGCCUCAACUGCUGCAGCAGCAGCAGCACGUGCUGCAGCAGCAACAGGUGCUGCUGCAGCAGAUCAUCAUACACCCCAAAAGGAGACACUGCAGCAGCAGCAGCAGCAGCAGCAGCUGCAGCAGCAGCUGCAGCAGCAGCUUGCGGUGUCUCCUGCUGCGGGUCCUGCUGCUGAGGUGAUUCGUGCUGCAGCUAAAAUAUUUUUAUCGAAUCAAUAA
Eimeria mitis is the source of this 447-nucleotide messenger RNA. RefSeq lists its product as uncharacterized. The transcript has a single exon. The coding region runs from base 1 to 447 and encodes 148 amino acids. NCBI's taxonomy places the organism in Eukaryota, Apicomplexa, Conoidasida, Eucoccidiorida, Eimeriidae. The record is from RefSeq and is a predicted model, not a curated record.